Molecule: messenger RNA, 2479 nt
Organism: Zonotrichia leucophrys gambelii
Lineage: Eukaryota; Metazoa; Chordata; Aves; Passeriformes; Passerellidae
Gene: GTF2H4
Product: general transcription factor IIH subunit 4
Exons: 14
Coding region: 77-1468 (463 amino acids)
Biological process (GO): nucleotide-excision repair
Cellular component (GO): transcription factor TFIIH core complex; transcription factor TFIIH holo complex
Molecular function (GO): ATPase activator activity; double-stranded DNA binding
Source: RefSeq, a predicted model, not a curated record
CCCGUGUAUAACCCGUGUGUAACCCAGGUGUAACCCGUGUGUAACCCGUGAGUAACCCUGUUGUAUCUCAGCUGCAAUGUCGCGGGUGCAGCUGCAGUGCAAGAACCUGCAGGAGUUCCUGCGCGGGCUCAGCCCCCCCACCCUGGACCGGCUCUAUGGGCACCCGGCCACCUGCCUGGCCGUCUUCAGGGAGCUGCCGGGGCUGGCGCAGGCCGGGAUCAUGCGGAUGCUGUUCCUGGAGCAGCCGCUGCCCCAGGCGGCCGUGGGGCUCUGGGUCAAGAAGGAGCACAGCAGGGAGCAGCAGCAGAGCCAGGAGGUGCUGCUGGAGCUGCGCCUGUGGCACCCCCACACCCUCCCGGGGGGGCUCCCGGGGGUCGCCCUGCACCCCAACUUCCGCCAGAACCUGAGGGUGGCCCUGCUCGGGGGGGGCAAGGCCUGGUCGGACGACACGGCCCCGCUGGGCCCGGACCGGCACGCCCGCGACGUUCCCGCCCUGGACAAAUACGCCGAGGAGCGCUGGGAGGUGGUUUUGCACUUCAUGGUUGGCUCCCCGAGCGCGGCCGUCAGCCAGGACCUGGCGCAGCUGCUGGUGCAGGCCGGGCUCAUGAAGAGCGAGGGGGGGGAGCCGCCCUGCAUCACCUCGGCCGGGUUCCAGUUCCUGCUGCUCGACACCCCCGCCCAGCUCUGGUUCUUCAUCCUGCAGUACCUCAGGGGGGCCGAGGCGCGGGGGAUGGACCUGGUGGAGAUCCUGUCCUUCCUGUUCCAGCUGAGCUUCUCCACCCUGGGAAAGGAUUACUCGGUGGAGGGCAUGAGCGAGUCGCUGCUGACGUUCCUGCAGCACCUGAGAGAGUUCGGGCUGGUGUUCCAGAGGAAGCGGAAGUCGCGUCGGUUCUACCCGACCCGCCUGGCCAUCGCGCUGGCCUCGGGGACAGCGGGGACAGCGCUGGGGACAUCCUUGGGGACAUCCUUGGGGACAGAGCCCGACGGGCACGGCUUCAUCCUGGUGGAGACCAACUACCGCAUCUACGCCUACACAGACUCGGAGCUGCAGGUGGCGCUCAUCGCGCUCUUCUCGGAGCUCCUCUAUCGCUUCCCCAACCUGGUGGUGGCACAGGUGACAAGGGACAGCGUGCAGGCGGCCAUCGCCAACGGCAUCACCGCCGACCAGAUCAUUCACUUCCUGCGCACCCGCGCCCACCCCGUGAUGGCCAAACAGAGCCCGGUGCUGCCCCCGACCGUCACGGACCAGAUCCGGCUCUGGGAGCUCGAGCGGGACCGGCUGCGCUUCUCCGAGGGUGUGCUGUACAACCAGUUCCUGUCCCAGGUGGAUUUCGAGGUGCUGCGGGACCACGCCCGCGCCCUGGGCGUGCUCGUGUUCGAGAACCCGGCCCGGCGCCUGAUGGUCGUCACCCCCGCGGGGCACCCCGACGUCAAACGCUUCUGGAAGCGCCAGAAACACAACGGCUGACCCCAAAAACCCAAAAAUACCCAAAUUUGGGAUCCUCAGAAACCCCAAAAACCCCGAAAUCCCGGAGUUUGGGGUCCAAAAAUGGCUAAAAUAACCAAUUUUGGGGUUACUGGGGCACCCCGACGUCAAACGCUUCUGGAAGCGCCAGAAACACAACGGCUGACCCCAAAAACCCAAAAAUACCCGAAAUUACAGAGUUUGGGGUCCUCAAAAAUCCCAAAAUCCUCAAAAUCGCCGAGUUUGGGGUCCAACAUCACUGGUUUUGGGGUUACUGGGGCACCCCGACAUCAAACGCUUCUGGAAGCACCAGAAACACAACGGCUGACGCCAAAAACCCCAAAAAUACCCAAAUUUGGGAUCCUCAAAAACCCCAAAAUUCUGGAGUUUGGGAUCCCAAAACCCCCAAACCCCCCCAAAUUUGGGAUUUGGGUUCCUAAAAUCCCCUAAAUCCCCAAAUUUGGGGUCCUGGCGCCCAAAAUGUCUCCUGCAAAUCCAAAAUUUCGGAUUUGGGAUUUUUGGGGUUCCAAGUGCCCCAAAAUUUGGGGUCCUGGUGCCUCAAUCCCGUAAAAAUCCAGGAUUAGUAGGAGGAAAAUGUAAUUUUUUUGUACAAAUGCUGUUUUUUGCGCAGGUUUUUUGUAGUAAAAACGUUUUGAACAAAAUAGCGAAAUUUUGAGAGCCUGAGGGAAAAGGAGAACCUUGGGAUUUUGAGGGAUUUGGUGGAAAAAUCCUGGAUUUUGGGGAGAAAAAUUUUGGGAUUUUUGUGAAUUUCGGAGUCCGGGGGAGUUGAGGGCGGGGAUUUCUGAGGGGAAAACCACGGAUUUAGAGACAAUAGCGGCGAAAUCCCGGGGGAGAGACGAGAUUUAUGGACUUUGGGGAUAAAAAUGGGGAUUUUGGGGAUAAAAAUGGGAAUUUCGGUCCCAAUAUCCCAAAUGGCGAAUUUAUUUGCGCUUCUCAAAGCGGCGUUACGGUAAAGCCGCCAUCGCUCUCGCGAUAUUACGGUAACUCCGUUAG